Amphibalanus amphitrite is the source of this 656-nucleotide messenger RNA. Its product is annotated as HEAT repeat-containing protein 1-like. Gene Ontology annotation, molecular function: snoRNA binding. The annotation marks the transcript as partial. Lineage: Eukaryota; Metazoa; Arthropoda; Thecostraca; Balanomorpha; Balanidae. Gene Ontology annotation, cellular component: t-UTP complex; 90S preribosome; small-subunit processome. Gene Ontology annotation, biological process: maturation of SSU-rRNA from tricistronic rRNA transcript (SSU-rRNA, 5.8S rRNA, LSU-rRNA); positive regulation of transcription by RNA polymerase I. The transcript has 4 exons. The record is from RefSeq and is a predicted model, not a curated record.
AGCGCUGCGCUGGACGCGGCGGGCGCAGCAGCCGCGCGACAGCGGCACCAGCAGCUGCUCGAGGGCGCCAUCCGGCUGAUGGGCGUGUGUUCGCGCCUGUGCCACUCGGCACUGGCGGGUCGGCCGCAGGCGACUCGCCACCUCCGCGCCAUCCUCCACCGGCUCUACGACCUGCUGGACAAGGUGAACGCUCUGCUGCCCUGGGCCACCCUGCUGCCGGUGGUGUCGGCGCUGAUGGCCAGUGAUCUGGCCGCGGUGCGCCGGCGCGCCAUGGACCUGCUCGCGUCCCGCCUGCAGCUGCAGCACGACGGCUUCUCCGAGAGCGACGUGCCGGCGCUGCUGGCCAUCACAGACGAGCUGGUGGCCGCCGCCGGCGCCGAGUCGGAGGACGGCUCCGCCCUGAGCCGGCAGACUGCGCUGUUUGCCGUCAAACUGCUGAGCCGGCGGCUGUCGGCCGACCAGCCCCGCCACUUUGUCCAGGUGCUCGGCGCCGUGUGCUCGCUGGCGGCCGGCGGCCAGCUGCCGGCGCCGCUGCUGGCCUCGGUGCUGCUCUGCCUGGCCGAGCUGGUGGCCGGACUGCGCGCGCACGCCGUCGGCCGGCUGCCGGCCGUGGCCGCCGUGCUGCUGGCCGCGCUCUCAGACUCUGACCGGCUCAG